Molecule: messenger RNA, 773 nt
Organism: Anolis sagrei ordinatus
Lineage: Eukaryota; Metazoa; Chordata; Lepidosauria; Squamata; Anolidae
Gene: S100A10
Product: S100 calcium binding protein A10
Cellular component (GO): cytoplasm
Molecular function (GO): calcium-dependent protein binding; calcium ion binding
Source: RefSeq, a predicted model, not a curated record
CCAACCCGGCCAAGCCCAUCCCUGGCGAAGGAAGGCCCUCUGCAGAGGCGGUGGCUUGGUCAGUCCUCCUUCCCUCUCUGCCAGGCGUCGCUCGGGGCUGCUCCUCCACGUCCUCCUCCUCCUCCUCCUCCUCGGUACAAACCGGAUCCAGACCACCGCACCAAGAUGCCGUCCCAGUUAGAACACGCCAUGGAAACAGUCAUGCUGACGUUUCAUAAAUUUGCAGGAGACAAAAACUACCUAACUAAAGAAGACCUGCGGCAACUGAUGGAGAAGGAGGUCCCGGGCUAUAUGGAGAACCGGAAAGACCCCAUGGCCAUCGACCGUAUCAUGAAGAACUUGGAAGAGUGUCGGGACGGAAAAAUCACCUUCGAGGGGUACCUCUCCCUGUUCGCCGGGCUCACCAACGGCUGCAACGAGUAUUAUGUGAAGAAGAUGAAGCCCACGGGGAAGAAGUACUGAAGCGAAAGGAGAUUCCUUCCUCCCGCGGAGCUGAGGGUGUGCCAGUUUUGCCCCUAAGGAGUCUUCCAGUCUUCUGGAUCCUACUGGAACCAAGCCUGCUUGAGCUUCAAAGUGCCACAUCCCUGUUUCCGACCUAACAAUCGAGAAAUGACCAAAUCCUUAAUGAGACCUUGUCCUCGGCCCUUUUCCCAGAAUCCUUUUCCCAAAAUGUUAGCGACCCCCAAACUAUUCCCAUUGCUGGUGCUGGCUUUUUUUUUUUCCCCGCAUGUUCUUAAUUGUGAAAUAAAACAUUUUUGUUUGUUUGUUUCCUA